AUAUAGGCGAGGAGGACAGUGACAGUAGGAAAAAAAGUAGUGGUAAUGCUGGUAGAGGAAGUAGUAGUAGUAGUAGUAGUAGAAACAGUAUUGGUAGUAGAAAGUAGGGGGAGUAAGUACCCACACAGUUCUAAAGGUGGAAGUGAUGCAACAUCGUUACCAACAAAACACGUGUGGUGAAGGCAAGGUAAUGUCAUUACUGACACAGAUAUGGGAAAAAAGUGAUGCUGAAAGGAUACUUCAGUAGAAAGCUUUCUUUACAAACAGAGUGGUAGAAUAGUGGAAUAGAGAUGUAAGUGAAAUCUGAAAUUUGAAAAAAAAUUGCUUAGCCCUGCCCCUGCAGCUAUAACUGGGUAAUCAGGUAACCAAGGGAUGGAAGUUACCCAUUCAACUGUUGAAGGGGCAAGGGAGAUUGUUUUGUACACGUCUGUUGGUAUAGAAGUUAAUAUCAUUUCCCAUAUAACUAUUGAAGGGGCUAGGGCUGUUACUGAUCAACACAUUUAUUGGAGGGAGAAGUUAGUACCAUCAUUACCCAUACAUUGGUGGAGGUGUUGUAUGUGAACAAUAAAACAAAUGCCUAGGUUUUCAAAUUAACAUUUCAGGGUGAUGAGGAGACACAUCAGCAGAUGAGGGAAGUGACGCUAGAAGCACUUCAGCAGGUCAUGAGUGCAGGAGGUCAGCAAGAAGUACGUGUCAUUGGCCAGCAGUUAGAGGUGAUCAUCACAGAAGAUCAGAGAGACUCUCAAGGGAGCUCAUUAGCUGAAGAUAUUUCCCAGGUAGAAAGCAGUACCUUAGCACCCCAGAAAGAUGAAAAGAUCACUGAAACUCUUGCUAUAAAUAGAGAAGAUGUAUCAGAGCAGUCUAUAGAAGUCAAUCAGAAUUCUCCACCAGAGAGGGAAAAAAAGCUUCAAGUAGCACCCCUCCAUCCAUCUUCCUCUCAUCAGACGAGUAAUGGGGAAAUAGAGGAAGCAAGUAUUUAUCAGCAUGAUCCCAGCAUCACAUACAUAUCACCACCUACUAGUAUUACAACACCACAGGUAUUCAGUCCAGUGCCAGCAACUGAUGGUAGUGGCACCCCUACAGAGUUUACUCCACCACCGACCUCUACUAUACCUAACAGAGUAGACAGUUGGGAUCCAAAUGUCCAAGGUAUGUAAACAAAAUAAUAUAAC
Molecule: messenger RNA, 1172 nt
Organism: Cherax quadricarinatus
Lineage: Eukaryota; Metazoa; Arthropoda; Malacostraca; Decapoda; Parastacidae
Source: RefSeq, a predicted model, not a curated record